Triticum aestivum (bread wheat) is the source of this 965-nucleotide messenger RNA. Its product is annotated as protein TsetseEP. Lineage: Eukaryota; Viridiplantae; Streptophyta; Magnoliopsida; Poales; Poaceae. The record is from RefSeq and is a predicted model, not a curated record. The coding region runs from base 70 to 684 and encodes 204 amino acids. The transcript has a single exon.
AAACAGACCUCACGUAGAGUGACCCAGCAAGUGAUAGAUAAAUUUGAGCACCAAGAAGACCUCGCCACGAUGAGGUCUCUCGGCUGCACUUCGCUGUGCUUUCACCUGGCCUUGCUUCUCCUCCUUGCCAUGGUCACGGCGGAUGAUCCUAGCCUCGCCGAUGGAGGGAGGCUCAUCGACCCCAAGCCUUCCCCGAAACCCACUCCAAAACCGAUGCCCCAACCCAACCCUAAAAUGCCGCACCCGAACCCGAACCCAAACCCAAAGCCCAUGACUCGUGCAAAGCCGGAACCCAACCCAAUUCCGGACCCAGAUGCCAAGCCACAACCAAAGCCAAUGCCUCAACCGGACCCAAAGCCAACUCCUGAAAAGCCAAAUCCUAAACCUCAGCCAGGGUCAUUGCCGGUGUAUUCACUAGACGACAUUGGUUCCGACAGGACGAACCCAAAGCCCGACCCGCAGCCCAACCCUAGGACAAACCCAGCAAAGCCGGACCCAGAAGUCAAGCCACAACCUCAGCCAAAACCCCAGCCAAACCCAAAACCCACUCCUGCAAAGCCGGAGCCUAAACCACGGCCAGGACCAUCCAAGCCGCAGCCAAACCCCAACCCCCAGCCAGGACCGUCCAAGCCUAAGCCACCGGUGUACGCACGUCGCGCUGCCUCCGGCAAGCCCCUCAACUGAGCUAGCGGGCUGGCUCGUGGAACAUGGAUUGGAUGAUCAAGCAAUCUGUCACGUAUACCGACAGGCUUAUAACUAAGGUAUCCAUCCAUGGAAUAAGCAGCAGUGUGGUUGUUAGUCCUGUGAGUUGUAAAGCGGUACUGCUUAUGUACGCGUUCGUGUGUUGCAUGCGUACCUAUGUACGUAGGCGAUCUGAGUGUGCUUGAAUAUGAGUGUUUACUAUUCCUAAACAUGUGUGUUCGACUAGCUUUGUGUAUCCAUGAUCAAUAAUGAGUCAAUCUACA